This is a messenger RNA of Oppiella nova, 1874 nucleotides long. The record is from the annotation of a GenBank genome assembly. Lineage: Eukaryota; Metazoa; Arthropoda; Arachnida; Sarcoptiformes; Oppiidae.
AUGAUUGUUUUCUUCGCGAGAAACGCUCCCAAAUUAAAGCCCUUUUACUUCGACAAGAAUGCCAUAAACGGACAGUCAGUCCGUGUCUACUGUCGUCUACUGGAGGGAAGUCCUCCUCUGGAGUUCCGAUGGCUUAAAGACGGCCAUCAGCUGAAGCCCCUGACAUCGGAUGCAUCGAUGGGAGUGUCCAUAGAGUCUCACGAAGAUUACUCAUCGCUGGUUAUCGAUCGCGUGUCGGCCAUCAGUUCUGGUGUCUAUACGUGCUAUGUCUCCAACAUCUAUGGCUCAGACACAUGGAGUGAUGGCUUCUUCAUGGAUGCAGUUAGCGGUCGGUUAUCCGACAAUCUGCCGCCAUAUAUGCGGACAGCGGUGUUGAUCCCGAUUCUGGUGGCGAUCGUGAUUAUAGUGAUCGCCUGUUCGGCCGCUUAUGUCUACAUAAAGGUUGAGGAGAGAAAUGUUCAGCUCAUGAAAGCCGGCAUACUUUCGGCGAGUCCUUCGAAACAAUUCCAAUACAUCGACACCUCUCACACCACACCUCAGAUGAGCGCCCGCACGAGUGUCGUCUCCGAAGAGGGAUCCCUUGCCUUCCGUUACAGUGACUCCUCUGAUAAGACUAAGCCAUUGCUGGCCCGACCGGGACAGCCGGCGGUGCUCUGGGCUCACGAGACAAUCGCCGAGGAGAGUGACGAAGCGUCUUACGCCUCCCUCCCCUUCCAGAAGAAUAUGAAUAAUUUUAAGUAUCUUCCGAACGGAGAUCCGCCUCCACUGCCACCGCCGCUGCCGCCCGACAAUCGCACCUCUUAUGUGUACGACGAGAAGGGUCUCCUCACUCACACCCCUCCCCACGCAUCAGGCAAUAUGUUUUGUAAAGUAGACGUUCACCACAACGAUAACAGUGACUCUUACGACGAGUUCUUAAGACCACAACACGUUUGAGAGACCAUUUCCGCUCAGUUUUUUCAAUUGGUUUACAGAAACGUUUUUUAUAUAAAUUAUUUUAAAGCCUUUUACCGCAUAAUCGAGUCGACGAGUAGUCGACUUCAACACACAAUUCAUAAAUAUAUUACUUAUUUGAGUGAUAAGUGUUUUUAAACAUUUCGAUGUCAUGUCAUGACUACUGGCCUAUUAUUUGGGUCUAAUGUUGUGUAUAAUAACCCGAAACCUCAUAAUAACAUCAUUUUUUAGCGAAUCAUAACUCAAUUGAUAUACAAAAUAGUCUCAAACACAUAGUCAAAUCACACUUAUUUACAUUUGACUCGAAUCUCAUUAAAAUAUAUAUCAAAAUAUGUUUUCCUAAAAUGUGACCAAAGAUUUUGUUUGUCGUGCGAAUCGUUUGAAAUGUCAGUAAAAACCCUCAAAAGAAUAGUCCGAUUAAUGUUUGAUAGCAUAUAUAAAGUGAUGACAUAAUGACGGUUGAGAUUAACUUUUUUGUUUCCAAGAGUUGGUCACAAAGAAAUCCUUGACAUGUAUUUUGGGCGUCGAUCUAAGAGACGAUUAUUAUUUCCUAAAGACUGAGCUCUCGAACGAAACAUUAAAUUUUUAAUGACAUUAAUAUCGCAAAUCGUGUUUCGCAUCAUUUCGUAUUCAAAAACACUUAUUAUUCACUCAUUCAUUAUUGUGAAUCCACUCAUCGCUUAUAAAUAACUUCUAAUAAUAAUAAUAAGACUGAAAGAUAUGGGCGGUUAUAGUGAAGGGAUUGGUAUUCCUUUUGGUGCCAUUCAGAUGUGUGCUCUCUCUCGGCAGUGUAUUUUUGGGACUAAAAGUGUGUAAAUUAUACGAUAUAUAUUACAAAAUAAUGUCUGAUUAAUAGAGAAUUUAUUUAUAAAUUUAUUUACAAAAACUUUCAGUGAUUGUCAUAAUCAUGUCGAUUGAUG